AUAUGUUUUUUUUUUUUUUUUAAAGUGCAACAUUAUUGCUUAUUGCCAAGGCUUUCGGAUUACUGGAAGAGCAGUUCAGUUUGGCUAAGACACUGCUCCGCUCUGGUGUGGGUGUUGGGUUGAUGGGGUCAACUCUGCCUCAGCCAUUCCCCUUCAAGUGGGAUUUACCAACUGAAGAACCCACUUUUCAUCUCAUCACCACUGCCGCUUCUCUUCGCCUCGGCAACCUUCUCCGCCAUCAGCUCCGCCUAGGGUUCCACCUCCGCUCCUCGUUCAAGAAACUCUGUCAUCUAUGUAAUGUGCCCAGAUUGAAUCAUGUAUGGUCUGAAACAAUUUCCAACUUCAUGGGAAUUGGCAAUUUUCGGUUUGCAAAUGAUGUUGUCUGUUCCUCGUGUUCAUCUUACUUUUGUUUCUUCAAUGGGGGAGAACAAAGAAAAUAUUUUGGAAAUGAGGGUAAUAGUGGAUCAUCCAAGAUGGAUACUUCCAGGAGAAAUUCAUUCAACACAAGGAAAUGGACCAACAUCCUUUUAGCUAUUAAUGUCUUAAUUUAUGUUGCACAACUGGCAACACAAGGGAAGCUCUUGCUUUGGGGAGCUAAGAUUAAUAGUCUUAUUGACAAAGGACAGAUUUGGAGGCUGGCCACAUAUUCUCUUUUGCAUGCAAAUAUAGGGCACCUUAUGGUCAAUUGUUAUUCUUUGAAUUCUAUUGGACCUACUGUGGAGAAUUUAAGUGGUCCAAGGAGAUUUCUUGCAGUUUACUUGACAUCUGCUAUUUCAAGUGCCGCUACAAGUUAUUGGUUCUGCAAAGCACCCGCAGUUGGUGCAUCAGGCGCAAUCUUUGGAUUGGUUGGUUCUGUUGCUGUGUUUGUCAUGAGGCAUAGAUAUAUGAUCAGAGAUGCCAAAGAAGAUCUGCAACACAUAGCACAAGUUAUUUUCCUAAACAUGGUUAUUGGACUAAUGUCAAGAGGCAUUGAUAAUUGGGGUCAUCUAGGAGGCUUGCUUGGAGGAGCAGGAGUGUCUUGGCUUAUAGGACCUGCAUGGAAGUACGAAUCUAUGGCCAGUGAUGGCCGAAGAAUAUUCUCAGACCAACCACCACUUUUUUACCUUACUGACAGAAAACAGAAACCUCAAUGAACCAGUUAAUGGAAGGCAGCCAUGCUAUUGCUGCCAUAAAUCUCUCCUGCAACAAUGUAGAUAGGUGUACUGGAAGGGUAACCCAUUGCCUUGAGGAACAUGGCUGCUUCUCUAGGGGUCAUUGGACAACCCUCCUGCCGUCGCCGUUCUUCGCUAUCUAGCUUUUUUUCCUUCCAAUGUCUAACAUUGUAUCUCAUAACCGUGAGUUCAUUGCUCUCUUCUACAGUCAGAUUUUGGAUGCAGCCUGUGAAUGCAAGCAUAUCUUUCUCAUACCUAAGCAAUCAAGAUUAUUAGGCUCAGAGUCUUUUUUGAGAGAAA
Molecule: messenger RNA, 1451 nt
Organism: Gossypium arboreum
Lineage: Eukaryota; Viridiplantae; Streptophyta; Magnoliopsida; Malvales; Malvaceae
Product: RHOMBOID-like protein 10, chloroplastic
Exons: 10
Coding region: 123-1133 (336 amino acids)
Cellular component (GO): chloroplast membrane
Molecular function (GO): serine-type endopeptidase activity
Source: RefSeq, a predicted model, not a curated record